Molecule: messenger RNA, 1337 nt
Organism: Gorilla gorilla gorilla (western lowland gorilla)
Lineage: Eukaryota; Metazoa; Chordata; Mammalia; Primates; Hominidae
Gene: MRPL40
Product: mitochondrial ribosomal protein L40
Exons: 4
Coding region: 604-1224 (206 amino acids)
Cellular component (GO): mitochondrial ribosome; mitochondrial large ribosomal subunit
Source: RefSeq, a predicted model, not a curated record
ACCGCCCGUCACCAGCUCUGCCUCGCCAGUCUGAGUCCGACUUAUUAACUAGCUUCCGCCAUUCCUCAACACGCGCUAUUGGGCAUCUUGCGAGCGCCGGGCUCCGCGCCGGCGCCGGAAUGCGAUCCGGGCUUCGGACUCGAACGAAUGCGGGGGACGAGCCAACCCUGGUGGGGGAGGCUGGGGCGGACGCGUUUAUUAGAAGAUCGGGGCCGUUUGCCUAGACAUGAACAUUUGGACUCGGAGGAGCAGAGGGACGCCCCCUCGGCCGCUCCGGCUGCACUGCGGGGCCGAGGCCCGCGCGAGGGCGCAGACCGACCAACCGGCUAGGGCCUGACUGGCUGGACUCUGCCCGCUGCAGAGGCGCGCUCGCAGCCCAGGGCGGGGACGGAAGGGAGGACCCCGAGCCGCGUGAAACGCAAGGCCCUCGUGUGUGCGCAGCUGACGCCCUAGGCGGGGCUGCGUCGGGGGCGGGGACAGGCGCGUCCCAGCCUACGCAGCCGGAACGCCUGUGCGCUGGGCGCCUGGUCUGCCGGACCUCAGCAGGGGGCACCGCGGGCCGGACUGCGGAGGGGCGCACGCCUGGAAGCGGCGAGGGUAGCCAUGACGGCCUCUGUGCUGCGAAGUAUCUCGCUAGCCCUGCGCCCGACUAGCGGGCUUCUGGGAACUUGGCAGACGCAGCUUAGAGAGACUCACCAGCGAGCGUCAUUGUUGUCUUUCUGGGAACUCAUUCCCAUGAGAUCAGAACCUCUUCGAAAAAAGAAGAAGGUAGAUCCUAAAAAAGACCAAGAAGCAAAGGAGCGCUUGAAAAGGAAGAUCCGAAAACUGGAAAAGGCUACUCAAGAGCUAAUUCCUAUUGAAGAUUUUAUUACCCCUCUAAAGUUCUUGGAUAAAGCAAGAGAGCGGCCUCAGGUGGAGCUCACCUUUGAGGAGACUGAGAGGAGAGCUCUGCUUCUGAGGAAGUGGUCCUUGUACAAGCAGCAAGAGCAUAAGAUGGAGAGGGACACCAUCAGGGCUAUGCUGGAAGCCCAGCAGGAAGCUCUGGAGGAACUGCGACUGGAGUCCCCGAAGCUCCAUGCUGAGGCCAUCAAGCGGGAUCCUAACCUGUUCCCCUUUGAGAAGGAAGGGCCACAUUACACACCACCGAUCCCUAACUACCAACCCCCUGAAGGCAGGUACAAUGACAUCACCAAGGUGUACACACAAGUGGAGUUUAAGAGAUAGACUUGCAGGCUGCUAUCCUUAACAUGCUGCCCCUGAGAGUAGGAAUGACCAGGGUUCAAGUCUGCUUUCCACAGAAUCAGGCAUGCUGUUAAUAAAUACUGGUUUAAUCAAAA